UACAAGUGUUGAUUGAAAUUGUGUUGACAAUUAUCAUCGCUGAAGUUCUCCUAAACUCUUCAUCACAGCAGUAGUACGAACAACAAUCAGACCCUGCCAAUGUACGAUUCCCUGCGUAUUAUCAGGUCCACCAAGUUGACAUUGGACCUGGACUGAAGAUAACUAGUCAAAGACUUUCAUUGAAGGUAAAAUAUUUUGCAUGUACCGAGAUGAGUAGUGAAUGAGAACUCGAAUUGUAAUGAGAAAAAGCAAAUGCAAGUUGAGACCGAGAUGACCACAGCUGGUGUCUCGGAGUUGAUAUGCCUGGUAUGCAGGAGCCCCCUUGAAAUAUCAUCCUCCAUAAAUAUAUUUUACACCUCACUACCAAGAAGCGGUGAGCUGUUGGCCAGUUUUGUGCUGGGCACAAUUCGUCCCUCAGCAACUGAUCUCCAGAGUUCCUACCUGUGUUCACAAUGCUACAAUUUAUUUCAAAUGCUGGAGCAGGCCCAGUGCACAGUCACAAAUAUUCAGAAUGAGAUACUAAAGACAUACGCUUCAAAUGACAGUGGACAUAUCAGAAAAGAUGAAGUUCGAGUUGAGGAAAAUGUCGAAAUCAGUGCCAUUGAUAAUCAUAGUAUAUACCAGUUACCUCAAGUUCAAAAUUUUGAGCUGUUGAAUCAUGAGACUGUUCAAAUAACUAGUACAAAUAAUUGUUCAAUCGAUGAGAACCUACAAGACUGGCAAUCAAAGCUCAAUUUACCUGAGACACCAAAUAUCCACCAUAAAAACGAACCCAAAGUUGAAGGCAGCAACGAAAUACCUCUAAAGGACAGUAGAAUACUCGAGUCCCCGUUGCACCCAGGACAGGAUAUACAAGUGAAGAAUGAAUCCUCAAGUCUGAACGAUUUCUCCAAGGCCCUUGAGAAGCCACUGAAGUAUUCCUGCCCAAUCUGCGAUAAAAGAUGCAAAACAUCUGCUGAAAUGAAGAGCCAUGUUGCGUCCCACUCGUCUGUUCGUCCGUACAUGUGCGAAAAAUGUGGACAGGCAUAUAAGCACAAGCAUGCCCUCAAGAUACACAUUGGAAUGCACAAUGGCAUAAAUCCAUUCAAAUGCAGCUUCUGCGACAAAUGCUUCACCCAGAAGGGCGCACUGACGAGACAUUUACCAAUACACACUGGCGAAAUGCCGUACCAGUGUGACUUGUGUGGCAAGAGAUUCAUUCAUCAUACGUCGUACAAUAUGCACGUGCUGUCGCAUACGAGAAAGAAAUCGCAUCAAUGCCAUGUUUGCAAUGCGUUUCUGCUGUCCACAUCUCAUUUGAAACGACAUAUGAGAGUUCACACUGGAGAAAAACCUUUCAGUUGUGAUCUAUGUGGUAAACGAUUCGCUGAGAGAUAUAACUUGUUCGCACAUCAAAAGAUUCACGAUUCUGGAGACUUAAUACCAGACAACUCAGAAAAAAAUCUAUACAAAUGUGAUUAAUGAAAGGACCCCUUCGACGACGAAGAACCAGUGGUGCAACCUAUUCAGCGCCAACGUUCCCAAGCAACUAUCCGACAUAAAGAUCAGAAGCAAAUGGAGUGAAACUGGUAACUGGGAAUUGUUUUCGAAAAUUUCUAUUAUUAUUAUUUUGUAUCCCUUCGAUAAAUAUUCAAGGUAUGUCUUUCGACAAUUAGAUUUUCAUCCCAGUGCCUGGUGUAUUUUAUG
Molecule: messenger RNA, 1686 nt
Organism: Diachasmimorpha longicaudata
Lineage: Eukaryota; Metazoa; Arthropoda; Insecta; Hymenoptera; Braconidae
Product: zinc finger protein 235-like
Exons: 3
Coding region: 253-1461 (402 amino acids)
Biological process (GO): regulation of transcription by RNA polymerase II
Cellular component (GO): nucleus
Molecular function (GO): DNA-binding transcription factor activity, RNA polymerase II-specific
Source: RefSeq, a predicted model, not a curated record